This is a messenger RNA of Ixodes scapularis (black-legged tick), 4239 nucleotides long. RefSeq names its product zinc finger protein 2 homolog. The coding region runs from base 7 to 1878 and encodes 623 amino acids. The record is from RefSeq and is a predicted model, not a curated record. Gene Ontology annotation, biological process: regulation of DNA-templated transcription. Lineage: Eukaryota; Metazoa; Arthropoda; Arachnida; Ixodida; Ixodidae. The transcript is spliced from 3 exons. Gene Ontology annotation, molecular function: DNA-binding transcription factor activity, RNA polymerase II-specific; RNA polymerase II cis-regulatory region sequence-specific DNA binding.
AACUGGAUGCAGAUUAGCUUCACGAUCCAAUUUCAUGUUUCGAGUCAGCGGUAUGAGAAGAUUAUUACGUCCAACCAACAGAUCGAUAAAAAGGCCUUGCAUUCGACGACUCUCGUGCUCCGCACGACGUCGGCGGUGGCGCCGCCGAUUAUUUUGCGUCUGGGCGCCGGUGUCCCGGCAUGCGGUGGCUCCAAAUCCUUCGGCGGCGCCGCCGAGACCGUACCGACCGUACUACCGUACGAAGAGGUUGUGCACCGCCGGUUGUGCACCGAACUGCGGUGCACAGCACAUACAUCGUGCACUUCGACCCCUGUUCUCGCCAUGUCUUCCGUGACUACAGCGACUACAGUGCCGGGGAAGCAGACUACAACGUCGGGUGUUGAUGGUGCUAUUGCUACUGGUGUUAAAAAGACAGCCGCACAGCGACAACGCAAGCGUCGUUCACGUAAGAAACAGCAAGAGGCGAGUGAAGAGGUCAAGAAGCAGAGAUACGAGUACUUGAAGGCAUAUCGUCAAGGGAUGACCGAUGAAAUGAAGCAGCGGAGAGCGGAGAAAGCCAAAGCGUAUCGGCAACGGAUGACCGAUGAGAUGAAGAAGCGGAGAGCCGAAAACUGCAAAGCGUAUCGCGAACGCAGGAAAUCGCGACAAAAGCUUCAAGCCAAACCAGAAGUUCCACGCCAGGCUGGGAGGGGCGAUGAACUGAAGACGACUGUCCUUUCCAGUGAUGGAGGUGCAUGCUCGAAGACAGAGAUCCUCUUCAAGUGCUGUUUCUGCACACAUGCCACCAAGGAUCAGCGUGAACUCCUCGGUCACCUGGUUGUCCAUGGUGACGAACAACAACUCGAGUGCCAGCACUGCCCAGAGUCGUCUUCCAAGGCGGAAGAUUUAAGAUGUCACACUGAGCGACAAAGAUUUCUUGACUGUCAACCGAUUGAUCACAUUCCAUUGCGCACAUGUGAAAAGCCUUUCAGGUGUAAGCAAUGUUUCCAAGCCUUUACUUGGAAUAAGCCUUUCAAAUGUGCCAGCUGCCCGAAGGUAUUCGCCCAAGGCGUAGAGUGUAUAGCCCACAUUCGAAGACACACAGGCGGGAAGUCAUUCAAAUGCGAGCAAUGUCCCAAAGCCUAUAGAUCGCGUGCAAACUUGAUGCGCCACGUGCGAACACAUACGGGGGCGAGAACUUUGAAGUGCAUGUAUUGUUCCAAGGAAUUUACUCAUAUUUCCCUUCUUACGUCCCACAUGCGAUCACACUCACGCGAGAGGCCCCACAAAUGCGAGCAAUGUCACAAAGCCUUUCAUGAGAAAGCGAGACUGAAGCGGCACAUGUUAAUACACACGGGCGAAAGGCCUUACAAAUGCCAUCAAUGUCCUAAAGCGUUUACUGUGUACGGGAACCUGACGCAGCACCUUCAAACGCACGUGGGCACUAGGCCUUUCCAAUGCGAGCUAUGUCCUGAAGCCUUUAGUACACGUGGCACCCUGACCAAGCACAUUCGAAUUCACAGUGGCGAGAAACCUUACAAAUGCGAGAAAUGUUCCAAAGCCUUUAAGGCAUGUGGGAGCCUGACGAAGCACAUUCGAAUUCACACGGGUGAGAGACCUUACAAAUGCGACAAAUGUCCCAAAGCCUUUUGUGCACUUGGGACACUGAAACAGCACAUUCGGACGCACACGGGUGAGAGACCUUACAAAUGCAAGAAAUGUUUCAAAGCUUUUGGUGCGCCUGGGACCCUGACGGAUCACAUGAAAACGCACACGGGUGAGAGGCCUUUUAAAUGCGACCAGUGUCCCAAAGCCUUUAGCGUGCGUGCGAACCUGAAGCAGCACACUCGAGCGCAUCAUACAAUGUCGUACAAUGGCACAUCUGAUCACUUGCCAUAGUCAGCCGACCCGAGCAGAGGGGAGUGAUACGUACGAAAAAGGAACAGCCUGGGUAUUGGGAGCAUGCGACAGGACAGUGGCAUCACGGUGUGGCUCCUAACAGAAAUGUCCCAUAUAGACAUUGGGUGUAGCGGCUGACCUAAGUUCAUAAUCAUUGCUAUCUUGCAUAGGCACAGAGCAAUACAAAACGUUCAAGGCCACAGUUGGCACUAACGUUUUUUUACACGAGACCCGGAAAUUAAGAACAAGUCCCCUCCAUGUGCUGGUGAAAACAGAUCUCAAUCCCAGUUUGUCUACUCAAUUUGCAUUCUAAGUGCCGGCUGUACCAAGACCGCUGAGCGCAAAUCCUCGAAAACCUAAGCUCAGUUUCGGUUUCGUUCUCUUGCACCGAAAUUGCUUAUCGCUCAACCUGUCACUAAACCAUGCCUAUCAUAAGUGCUCAACAUUAGGCGCUUCGCUUUUGGUUGUUUUAAUGCGUUAGCAUUAGAACGCUCGUUUUGACGAAAACCCAACGACGUCUUUUGUGUGCGAACGUCGGGAAGAGAGGGAGAAGGAGGGGGAGAGGACGACACAUGCGACGCUCCCAUUGGUCUGAAGUGCUGACAUCAGCAUGCGUCAACCCCUCCCUCUCUCCCCGGCGCUGACAAACUGACAGACACUGCCGGGUUUUCGUCAAAACGAGCCCCUUCGUUUUCGGUUAAGUCAUGCGGACAGCUGGCACGGAGCCAGAGAGGCGGAGGCACCACGCAACACCUCCGAGAUAGCAAAGCUGUAGUGCUGAAUGUGAUAGCGUCAUCAGAGAAGGCCAACGUUCGACACAGAUUGCAAACGAGUGCUGCGUUUCGAGUCAGGUUUGAGCCGAACGUUGAUGCAAUCGUCGUAUCCAAUUUGUGUCCAGGGUUAGCCAUCUCUGGUGACCAUCUCAUCUAGCACUACAGCAUUGUUAUCUAUAAGGUGUUGCCUUGCAGUGCGGUGGAAUGCAGGCGUGCUCAGUUGCCGCUCUGCCAUCGCUGGUUGUUCUCCGCUCUGGGUUUUCCCUCCAGCACAGAAAAUUAAGAUGGCUUGGACUUCAGUUUUUGAAUAAAGUUUUCCUCCUCUGGGUUUUCAUAGUAGUGGCGCGUGGGCUGUGAUGUCUGUUUGUAGGUAAAACAGUGGAUGCGGUUCCCUUCACGAGUGAUAUGGAUAUGGUUGCUUUCACGGGCGACAUGGAUGACCGUAGUACCCAAGGGCGUCAACAUACUAUGGACAAGCAGAGUACAGAAAAUGGGUGGAAAAAUUUACAUUAAGAUCCAUUGGUGGAUUCUUAAGGAAUUCGUUAGCAUGACCGUCAGGAAACACCACAUACGUCCCCCUUUGGGAAACGCUAACACUGACCCCGUAACGAGGCCAAAAAGUGGCAGCGAAAAAUAGAGGAAGCAAAAGAGAAAAGUGAAGGGGUCAGUGUUAGCGUUUCCCAAAGGGGAACUUGUGUGGCGUUUCCAAGGGUCAUGCUAACGCAUUCCUUAAUCCACCACUGGAUCAUCCUGUAUUUUUUUAAUCCUGGAUUUAAAACACGGCGAAUGGUUUGUGGCGAUCAACGUGGUGGACAAAAGUGGUUGUAAUAAAUGUUUUACGCUGCAACAGCAUGAAAGUGUCGACAGAAUGACUUUUGAUAAUGACAAGGAUGCAAACUAUUGUCAUGUGAAGUGUUUAUAGACUCCUUUUUUCAAAUUAGCUCUCCACUGAGAGUGCGUGUUAAGCUUAACCCGGGAUGGUAUGCAGCUGUGGGGCUCACGUCAGUCUUCCCGUUGGUUUUUCCAUCAACGUGCUUAUUCGUAUGUAUUUGUGCAUAUCUGUAACGUAUUGCUAUUUACAACCUUGUUUAUUUUUACUUUCAACACAUUUCAUUCAGUACAUUUCUGCCGUUCGCGUCAGAUUGCGGCGAACAACUCGUUUAAAUAAUAAAACGGCGAAAAAUGUCAUUUUGUUUGUUUUUAGACCCUUGGGACAAUUUGCAUUCAAGUUCCCUUGUCUUGAGGUGAGAAUUUUAGCUUCAGAAAACUGUCGCUCUACAAUUUUAACUUUUCUGGCGAUCGCACCUUGUGGAGAUAUUUGUGUUUAUACCUUUCCUUCGUGGCGACAACAAAUCAAAACAACUAUGAUGCGAGAUUUGUUCAGCACUGUAUUGGGGCAGGCUGUGGCAGGUGGUGCAAAAAGACUAUUGCUCUCGUCGACACAAUGUGAUGAACUAGUAGCAGUCUUCGCAUUUAUCGCUGCUGUCUGUUCAGCUAGGUAGAGAACUGCAUUAUCUACAGUGAACACCAGAUCUGCCUGUUACCACUUGCAAACGAGCUCAUGGCUGUUCUCUAUUGGCAGGAAUAA